UGAAAAUAAACUGUCAUCUAUAAUUAUGUCAACGUAUUGCAGUAACACAACCACCCCUUUUCCGUAUAUUGGUACAGCCCAACUUAAUUUUCCCAGUCUGUUCCAUGGUACAUUACGGAGUGUCAGUAAAUUGUAAAGCCAUUUUAGCAAAAACAUCUUGUAUUAUAAUGGUAAUGCUUAGUGGCAGAAUUUAGUUUUUAACUGGCAAUUCUGAAAGGCACUACGAGAAUUCUGCCCCUUUUUUAAUUGUGCAUUUGUUGUCUUAACAAGACCACGCUAUCAUUCAUUCAGGGUUUAUAGUAGUAACAUUGAUCUCAAUGUUUGUUGUUAUGUACUUUGGUCCAUGCGUACAUUCAAUAGCGUUAAAAUACUACUACUAACUACUAACAAACAGGUUGGGAUUCCCCCCAUCUCUCUGAUUUAAUUCCAGCCAAGUCAAUGUUGAAAACCUACAAAAAAACGCCUGUUUCUCCUUCGCUCGUAAGUGGAAACCUGCAUUUACGAGGAUCACGGGAACGCAACACGACAUUCGCGGUGGCGAGCCUGUUCGGAUGGUUGCUUCAAUUACCGACGUGCGACCCCUAUCUGCGAGAGCUCGCCACUCCCCACGGAGGAGAGUUAAAGAAGAGGAAGAUGCUGUCAUCCGUCGUCAUCGAUCUAAAUGAAUGACAGCGGCGAGAACAUGGAGUCAUUUUGAAACGCGCUGGUUAAACUUUGUCCCGCUGUCUCUGCGCUGCGGUGGGGUCGUUCGGCGCGAUGAUGGCGGCUCCAUGGACGGAAAAAGCCGUGCAGGAGUUCCUGGUGGAGCGGGGAGGGAGGGUCCAACAGAUGGAGCUGAUCGAUCAUUUCCUAUCGGUUUCGGGGGAAGAGGACCGCUCGAACGGAGCAGCGGCUCGCGAGGCGCUGAAAGGCAUCGUGGACAACGUGGGCUUCGUGAAGGUGGAAAACGGCGUGACAUUUGUUUGCUUAAUCACAGAAGGCAGCGCGGAGUCGGUGAUGUCUGCAGGCACAGACGGCCACGAUCACACGGAGUGCAACGGUAAUAUCCAGGAGACACUGGACAACAACAACGGCGAGCCCAGCACCGGAGACCGAACAGGAGCAACCAGCCUGUCGGCUGCCGGCCUGGACAAUGACGAAGAGUCGAAUGGCAACGGGCGACCUGCGGGCCCUUCCCCUAGCAUCAAGACCCACGCAGAUGCACCUACACCUGGUGGAGGUGGGCAGGUGAAGCUGCGGGAGAGGAGAAGGCGCGAGUCCGCCCCCCUGAUCGGGAUUGCGGAUCUCGAGCAGGCUCACCCCGCGGGCUCCCACGGCCAGCAGGCGCGAGGGGCACGCAGGGUGUCCAAGGGUUCCCAGCGGGCCGUGCUGACCAGCUGCCUUUCUGAAGACAGCGCUUGGGAAGGGCUGGACUAUGUCGGAGACAUCAACACGCCCAAGGGAAGCCGCAGGAACUUCAUAGAGCUGAUGAUGAGUAGUUCCCCUCAGGUCCGGAGGUCUCUGAUCAACCGGGGUUCGCGCGUACGGGACUCGGUGAAGAGCGACGGAGACUCGGCCUCGAUCCUCUCCUCGGCCACCGACGAGGACUGCGCGUCAGUGACCCUGGACCCGCUGGAGCACGAGUGGAUGCUGUGCGCCUCGGACGGGCUGUGGGAAAGCCUGCAGCCGCUGCUCGCCGUGGAGCCCGGCCUCGUGGCCAAGAGGGACUUCGUCACCGGCUUCACCUGCCUCCACUGGGCGGCCAAGCAGGGCAAAGCCGAGCUGCUCGGCCAGCUGCUGGCCUUCUCCAGGGAGAACGCCGUGCCCGUGAAUGUGAACGGUAGAUCCGGCGCUGGAUACACACCGCUGCACCUGGCCGCCAUGCACGGACACACGCAGGUGGUGCGCGCGUUGCUGUCAGACUGGGACGCCGACCCCGAUGCUCGAGACUACAGCGGGAGGCGAGCCGUCCAGUACCUGCCCCCGGCGCUGGCCGCCGACCUGCGGGGUCUGGGCGUGGUCACCUCUCCGGGGGCCCAGUCAGACAACGAAAACACCAACAGAAGCGGCGGCGUAGGCCGGGGGUGGCGAUUCCUGCAGGGCAACUUGAACCCACUGCGGCUGCUGAACCUACCGGCCGGGGCGGCGGAGGACGGAGCCGUGAGCGGGAGGACCAAAGGGGGGAUGCAGAGGAAGUCUUCCCUGAGCCGACUGAACGCCCGGCUGCACCGAGGACGCCACCGCGCCCAGAUCAUCCACAGCGCCUCCUUCAGGGACACGGGGGAGAUGGGGAGAGGAGAGGAGCUCCCCAGCAGCCCUCUCCGAGCCCGACCCCUCUCCAACCUGUUUGGGUAAAGUUGUACCACCCUGAGACAAGAUCCGGUUUCAUGACCAGAUUACCCAGACACGUCCGGAUUGAUAGUGUGAUGACAAAAGCUCUUUUUUUUAAUUAUUUUUUUUAGGGUUAUCAUUAUAGGACCACAAAUGUAUAUUUCUUUGAAAAUCAAACUUAUUUUGGUUCCAUUUGCAGUUGAGCCUUAUGUUGAUCACUGAGGGCAGGUCACAGUUUAUGUAGCAUUUUAUUUACCACAGAAUUCACUGAUUAAAUCCUAAACUACUGCUCUGUGAAGGGGUUUUGAAGGGGUUAUUUUUGUUUUUGGGGGGUUUUCCUAUAAUAUUUUUGUAUGCUGUCUGCCGGUAGCAAUUAAUACACUUUUUUUAUUUAAUGCUGGACACUAAAAUACAUAGAAAUGCAAAAGCAACAAAUGGGAUAUCAGGUUGCCACAUUUCAUUUAAUUUCUCACAGUGGUAAGGGUUUUGAAAAUAGCACUUAGGUUUGAUGCCACACGGUGAUCUAAAGCCGUGUUUUUGUUUGCAGAGUGAAGUAAUAUAUUCAUAGAACUAACUUUUAUAUUUUUAACCUCCUUUUUGAUUUGGUGGUGUUGUUUUUUAAAAGGCAUUUCUGUAACGUGAAUACUACUGACCAGAUUUCAGUUUUCAAAGUGUAACCACAGAAGUCUUGUAUGUUCAAACAACCAUGUGCGGUUGUCCUGUUUGCACUCGUCACUUUGAGAAGAAUUUGAUAAUGGGAGGGAAACGGCUUGAACUAAAACCAUUCCAGCUAUUAUUGAGCCCUUGUCUUGCUGAUAAGGAGUAAUCAAAUUGUUACAGUACAUUAUACAACUAAGGAUGUAUGUAUAAAAGUACAAUGUCAUGUUCUCCCUAAAUCUUUCUUGGUUGAGAACCAAAAUCAUGGCUCAAGUUACUUUAGACACUCAUUAGUUAUUCAGUGGGACUGUUUACAGGGUGGGAGAACUGGUGUGGGGUUUUUUAUUGAUUAUAAUUGACUUAAAGUCGUCUGGGCCUGUUCAUUGUAUACCUUUCUACAAUAAAUAUGCAAACAGUUCAUAUCAACGUUAUCACUUUGGACCAGAUUUGAUAUUUUAUAAACUAUCAGGUGCCUGUGUGGCUCUAACCUUGCCUGUUGAUUAAUUAUGUGUGUCAUCUGCGGAUAAUUAAGAGUUCAGACCAGAAUAUGCUGUAUGUUUAACUGGUUUAGCUGACACAUUGACUUUUUGACUGUUAUCUCAAAUAUGUGAUAUCGGCUCAUUGACAAAUCCAAAAUUUCACGAAUGUUCCCUUUGUAUUUUGUGUCCUUUGCACUCAGAUCAUUGGGCUUAAUUUACCGUUUAUGGUUGACUUUGUUGGUGUAUAAAUGUAUUGUAAAAACCUACUUUCAUGUCACUUUUUCAGAUGCAUGAAUAGGGGAAAUGUAAAUUAUAUUCACCAUUCAUUUUUAUGUCUAAAGGUCAUUGUCUUCUUUGUGAAGUAAUGUGAAAUUACAUAAUGUGAGUACACUGUUGCUGAGCCACUUCAUAAAUAUAAAAUAAAGGGUUUUGGAUAAAAGUUAA
Molecule: messenger RNA, 3890 nt
Organism: Pungitius pungitius (ninespine stickleback)
Lineage: Eukaryota; Metazoa; Chordata; Actinopteri; Perciformes; Gasterosteidae
Gene: sowahca
Product: sosondowah ankyrin repeat domain family Ca
Exons: 4
Coding region: 757-2334 (525 amino acids)
Molecular function (GO): protein binding
Source: RefSeq, a predicted model, not a curated record